CUGCCGUGUGGUCGGUCACGUGACCUCCUCCUCCGUGGAGUGGAUGGAGAUGACUCUCCACGUCAGCCUACGUCUCCCAAUUUCUGCUUAGCGAACCUGCUUCAAAGAGGCAAGAGGCACGGCGCUUCAGAGCCAUGUUCAGGGCGGUUAUAGAGGAAUCGUAGCCCAGCAGAGAGUUGUAGAAGUGGGUGAAUACGAUGAUGGAUUUUGACGAAAGGGUCCCCGUCGGAUCGAACAUGUAUCUGCCCAGCUGCACGUAUUAUGUGUCGGCGGGCGCUGAUUUCUCCGGUCUUCCAUCGUUUUUGUCCCAGACCCCGUCCACCCGCCCCAUGACAUACUCCUACUCCUCUAACCUCCCGCAGGUUCAACCCGUCAGAGAAGUGACAUUCAGGGACUAUGCAGCCAUUGAUGCAUCCGGUAAAUGGCCGCACCGGGGGAACUUGCCUCAGUGCUACCCCAGCGCGGAGGACAUGGUACACCGGGACUGCCUGUCAGCUCAAUCCGCCGUCGUAGGGGACAUGUUCGGUAAAAGCAGCCCAGCAGCCGCCGCUGCCGCAUACCACCACCACCACCACCACGCGAGUGCUGGCUCCGCUGCUACCAAUUUCUAUGGGAAUGUGGGCAGAAAUGGAGUGCUGCCGCAAGCUUUCGACCAGUUUUACGAGACGGCGUACGGGAACGCGUCGGAGAGCUCCUCCGCGAAUGGCUACUCAGGGGACAAAACGGCGACCAAGCCUCCCGGCUCCGUGCAGGAGGAAGCGCCAUCGUGCCCGGACAGCGAGUCGAAGGAGCAGCGGGAUGAAACGAGCAGCCCGGAGUUGUCUUCCGGCAACAAUGAGGAGAAAACCGGCGGCAGCAGUGGACAGAGGACCCGGAAGAAAAGAUGCCCUUAUUCCAAAUAUCAAAUCAGAGAACUUGAAAGAGAAUUCUUUUUCAGUGUGUACAUAAACAAGGAGAAGCGGCUGCAACUGUCUCGGAUGCUCAACCUGACCGACCGACAAGUAAAGAUCUGGUUUCAGAACCGUCGCAUGAAGGAGAAGAAACUAAACAGAGACAGAUUACAAUAUUAUACGUCCAAUCCUCUGCUUUAGGGGGGUCGGGGAGAAGACGGCCACAGCUCCAUUAGUCCUCUGCUUGUGGGACUGGUUACGUUUACAGACUGACUGACUCGCCUGGCUGUGUCUCUCCCCGUGUACAUUGUGUACCACAUUGGCCGCAGCAGCAGCAGCAGCACUGCUCGAUGGUUAAUUUCAAGUUCGAGGACAACAGUAUCUUGUGAUCUGCAAUACUCAAACAAAGAGGGAGUACGAACAGAGGCGGUCCGCGGACUUUGAUUUCGCUCCUCAUUGUCUCACUUUUGAAAAUGUAGAUUUUUUGACAUCGCCAAGACUGUGUUUGCGAAGGCCUUGUUCAUAAUGUGACCUAAGACGCUUCAUUUUCCUUUCGCGCGAGAAAAAAAAAAGAAAAGAAAAAAAGACGUAAUGAAUUGACUGAUCUAGUGUAUUUUGUAUUCAAAAGAUCUGAUUUUUUUCUCCUGUUUUUCAAAUUAGAAAACUUGUGGAUUUAGGCUGAUGGUGAAUAUCUUGCCAACCGAAUCUAUAUUGGUGUGACCAAAUAAUGAAUCCGACGGAUGACAAUGAUGUGGGUUUUUUCUUGUUUUGUGUGCUUAUUUAUUUUGUAGCCUCUCGUUUACCAUCUUACUUUGAUGCCACGGCUAUCCAAGCUAAAAUCGGUUAAUACACGCUGACUACUGGGAUCCCAUGUUGUAGUCUGAGCUGACCUCAAAACGAGCUUUUGUCGUAUUUUCUGUGCCCUGCAAACCAAGGAUUAGCAGACUAACUUUGUAUUUUGCGUAUCUUUCAAUUUCCAAAUCAAUUCUAAGAUGUCUCUUUUGAUUUUAUCAAUCCAGUAUUAAUAAUCCAGGUCGAUGGGUCCGUGUGGAUUUGCACUGAGGUACACGCCCCGAGAUGUUCACAACAGGUAACCUUACGCGGUGGGCCCCUUCGUUUUAAACAAGAUUUUCAGUUCACGAUUCUUGAAUCUUGACAAUUGUCGUUUAAAUAAAACAGAAAAAAAGAAGAGAAAAAGAAAGAUGAAGAUUAAAAAGAUAAAUUUUUAAUCUUAAUUUUUACCGUCAGGGCGAGGCUGGCCAGGAUGAUCACACUGAAUUUAACUGCUUGGUCUGCCCGAAAUAUUGUGUAUCAUCAUUAUAUCAUUAUAUUUCCAAAUAAUAAAAAGUGGAAUAUUA
Molecule: messenger RNA, 2248 nt
Organism: Maylandia zebra (zebra mbuna)
Lineage: Eukaryota; Metazoa; Chordata; Actinopteri; Cichliformes; Cichlidae
Gene: hoxa11a
Product: homeobox A11a
Biological process (GO): regulation of transcription by RNA polymerase II; anatomical structure development
Cellular component (GO): nucleus
Molecular function (GO): RNA polymerase II cis-regulatory region sequence-specific DNA binding; DNA-binding transcription factor activity, RNA polymerase II-specific
Source: RefSeq, a predicted model, not a curated record